UCUCCCGUCACAGUUUCUGUACCAGCUCAAAGAGCUACAGUCCAAGCUCCCCAACUGCCAGGCUCCCUGGCCUCCCCUCCCACCCCAGGCCUGACCCAGAGUGGGAGGGGAGCAUCUGGAGGAGGGGGGAUCCCCCUGCCCAAUCUUCCUGCCCCUUGACAGUUCGAUGGAGUGGCCUCUAUCCCAGAUGACCUGGCUAGGAUUCCUCCUCUGGUUCUUGGGUUCCUGGACCCAGGCCUUUCGGAUCCAUAAUCCUGGGCUGAAUGCGUGCCUGCAGGUGGAUCCCCGGGGCGGGGAGCGGGUCUCCCUGGUCCCUUGCCACCCUGAGGCUGAAGGCCAGCAAUGGGGCUGGGACCCGGUCAGUCGAGCCCUCUUCAGCCUGCACGUCCCUGGGUGCCUCGCCGUAGGGGAAGCCCGGGAGUUUGCUGUGGCCCAGUUGAGCCACUGUGGCAGCCACCUCCCCCAGGCCUGGGGGUGUUCCCGUAAGGGCCACCUGAGCCUGCAGGGGCUCGGCCUCCACCUCCACGGGCGGCCCCACGCCCAGGAGAUCUUCGUUCUGCGUCGGAAGGACAAGUUCAGUCGUUGGAGGGCAGUGCCUGGCAUGGCGGGUGUCUGCUCCGAGACCUCUGGGCCUGGGGGAAGGGACCGCAGCCCUGAGAAGCCCAUCACGCCCGGAGCUGAAACCACUGUUUCUCUGCAGCAAAAUGAGGAAGACCUGUCUUUGUGGGACUCUGUAGUAACAGCAAAUGUCACUCCCACUAGCAACCUCACCUAUACACCUUCUCCAACAUGGGUGGAAGAACCCCUGUUAGCAGAGAGAGGAGCAAAUUGGAAGACAGCUAUGAUGGUCCUGAGCCUACUGGCCUGUGUCCUGGGAGUCUCCAUCCUCACCCUCAAUAUCUGUUAUAACAGGAAAAAGCAAAAGAAGACUCUAUCGGCCCUGGAGAACUAUUCCCAGAGUGGUCCCAGAGCCACAUUACUGCCUAAGGGAGAGCUAUCCCUUGGCCAGGGAAGCCCCGGAACCCCGGGUUCCCCUAUCUCCCCUUCCCCAUCCCUGCAGCACGGCGAGAUACUCAUCGAGUGGAAAGAUGGCAGCAUCACCCCUCUCUUCAUUGGCGCUGGGCAUCUGCAUAAUUAGUCGGACCUGCAUUUUUCAAUGGGCUGCCUUGUUUCUAAACCUGUCUUGAACUCUGCUAUGAGAGCUCAAGAGAGAGCGUGAAAAAGAGAGAAAGAGAAAAAAGGGGCUCAUCAGAACCUUAGACCUAAGUUCCCCUGGGAGACAGGGCUCAGUGGAUAGAGAGCCAGGCUUGGAGACAGGAGGUCUUGGGUUCAAAUUUAACCUCCAAGGCUUCCUAGGCAAGUCACUUAACCCCCAUUGCUGAGGCCUUACCACCCUUCUGCCUUGGAACCGAUACUUAGUAUUUAUUCUAGGAUAGAAGGUAAGAGUAAAAAAAAAAAGUUUAUUAGGCCUGUCCUUCCUCUGGAGAUUUCUAUGUGUGUGUGUGUGUAUAUAUAUAUAUAUUUUUUUUUGUAAUUAAUUUUUUUAUGUACAUGUAGUUUUCUCUCUAAGAAUAUAAGCUCUUUGAGAGCAUACUUUUUUGUUAAAA
Messenger RNA from Monodelphis domestica (gray short-tailed opossum), 1607 nucleotides. RefSeq lists its product as uncharacterized. NCBI's taxonomy places the organism in Eukaryota, Metazoa, Chordata, Mammalia, Didelphimorphia, Didelphidae. The record is from RefSeq and is a predicted model, not a curated record.